AUGAUCAUGGCGCCUCAACUCAUGUUGGCGAACUCUGCACAUAUGCCCGGCAUGGCAGGAGCACCGAAUCCAUUCGGUCAACCUGACAUUUGGUGGCAUGCCAAACAAAUUCGGUGGAAUGCCUGGACAAUUCAAAGCUUUUUCUCAACUGAACCUAUUUUUUGCAAUGGACACGCUAUGCAAUUACUCACCAUCUUACAGCAGCUUCUCUUAAUUCCAGUGUCGAUUAGUUCCUUGCUAACUGCUCUAGCGACGAAGACGAAGGGUUUCCCGCAUUUUGUCACGGAAUGCGUUCCAAUCGACAUGGAGGAGGCUGAAAUGGGGCCAAUGUACUUCCAGAAAGCGUUUCAAGAUGCAGAAGACAUGUGGGCAAUCAACGAGGCUGUGAUAAACACGAUGAAAGAAAUGAGCCAUUUCAAAAAGGUUCAAAAAUUAGGUCAUAUUGCCGUCGAAUUUGGCGGUGGCGGAGGAUUCGCUCACAUCGUCGAGAAUAACGAACGCGUCCCUCCUUAUUUUAUGCGAGAGAUUCUCGGCGGACUGGCGGACAUAUCUCCUCGAAAAUGGCGAAAACCGGCGUUGGAUGAAGAAGCGGAAGUGAUAUUUCGCGCGGAGCAAAUGGAAAAGAGCCUCAAGGAAAAUAGAUAUCCCCCGCUGGAACGAGCUGCUGAGAUUUCGCAGCCUUCACCCCACUUCAUAUCGCCGAAGAAGACUUCUAACAAAUCAUCCAACUCGAAGCUGGUCUCAGAUCUUGAUCCCGACCAACCAACGCCGAGUCCGCAACGAAAGACAAGUUCUGCGAAGGAAUCAACUGAGAUUUCCCCUCGAAUACCGUUAGCGGAGCUUCUCCAAUCUCAGAAGAGCCCCGAUGGCUGGGGAACUCAGGAAACUCAACUUUCUCAACUGAGCCGAUAUGAGAUGAUGGAGCGAGCUGCUGAGUUUUCUCAAAGCACAACUGAUGCUACUCCAGAUAAGAAUCGCACAGAGCAUUCACCUAAAACACCAAGAGCGGAAAAGAAGCAAAACAAAGCUGUCAAACCAUCUCCAAAAGUCUCUGAGAAUACUCUGGGAUCCGAAGAAGGGAUCGCUGGAAUUUCCGUAUCAGUCAGUGGUGAACUACUCAAUGAUGAGGUGCCUUCGGAUCCAGAGAUCUCCCUCUCCGUCAGCGGAGAACUUUUCGAUGAUGAGCUGCAGCCAAUUGAUACUACGCAGAUUUCCCAGCAAGACGAAGAAGAAGCUAACUCCUCUCAAGGUUCCUCCGUCUACAAAACGCCUGAAAAGAGUCUACCGAAAACGCCCAGUAAGACUGAUCAAUCAGCACCCGCUUCACCUCCACAGCCCCCGAGAAAGCUUCGUCGAAGCCUCUUCAAUGAAAAUCAGGAAGAACCGAUGGAUACCCCGGAGAUAAUCAUGGCGUCCUCGGGAGAUACGACAGGGAAAUCAAAAAGGUCGAAACAAAAGAUUCCUGGUCACAGGUUUCUGGAGAGACGCUACGAGAGACUGAAGGGAGAACAAGAAGGACUCACGAUGUGCAGAACUUAUGCGCCGAAGAGUCUCAAGAAGAAAAGUCGCAAGAAGAGAUGA
Messenger RNA from Oikopleura dioica, 1581 nucleotides. Lineage: Eukaryota; Metazoa; Chordata; Appendicularia; Copelata; Oikopleuridae. The record is from the annotation of a GenBank genome assembly.